GCUCUCUUUAACAAACAACUGCUAACCCGAUUUCGCCCUUUUUUCCCCUUUCCUUUUCUUUCUUUUCCUCUCAUUUCCCUCUCUCUGUCUCUCUCUCUCAUGAGAGCUUAAGCUUCUUUCUUCCAAAACCCAAAACCCUUACAAGUUCGAACGCAAAUGGGUAAGUACAUUAGGAAGGCCAAAACGGCAGGGGAAGUUGCCGUAAUGGAAGUCUCGCAAUCUUCCCUCGGGGUUCGAACCCGAGCCAAAACCCUCGCCCUUCAACGGCUACAGAAGUCCUCGACUUCUCCGGCUCCGGUUACCGGAGACGGCUCGUAUCUCCAGCUGCGGAGUCGGCGGUUAGAGAAGCCGCCGAUUAUGGUACACCACCAUGAUUCGAAGAGGCAGAAGCAGCAGCAACAGCAACAGGGGAGUAAGAAGGAGAGCUGUGUUCAAAACCCUAACCCGAAUUCUAAUUCUCGAGUUCGUGUGGGUAGCGGGUCGGGUUCGGUCGCGGAAAAGAAAAAGGAGGGUGAAAUUGGAAGGGAAGAAAUUGUGCAAGAGAAUAAUGGAAAUGAUAAUACUAAUAAUUGUAGUAACAAUAAUAAUAAUGAGAGCAAGGAUUUUGGUGGUGUUGAAGCUUCCUUUGGCGAAAAUGUUUUGGACAUUGAAGCCAGGGAAAGGAGCGCUAGGGAAUCAACUCCUUGCAGCUUGAUAAGGGACCCAGAGAGUAUAAGAACCCCUGGUUCUACUACUAGGCCUACCAGCUCAGCAGAGACUAACCAAAGAGUACAGAAUUCAACGCGGCGGCACAUCCCAACUGCUCAAGAAAUGGAUGAGUUCUUUGCCGUUGCAGAAGAAGAGCAGCAAAGACAAUUCAUUGAGAAGUACAACUUUGAUCCAGUGAAUGAUAAGCCACUCCCAGGACGUUAUGAAUGGGAGAAAGUGGACCCCUAGACGAUAUUAGUGUUCCAUCAGGACUUAUUUUCCUGCCAAAUUCUCAGUUGAUCUUUAAAGUUAGGUUUUUUCAGCUAGCAGGAAUUAGCCUUUAGUUGUAAAGGUGGUGGUGUUAUUUCCAUUUUCCAUCACCCUUAUUUUACUUGUAAAGAAAGAAGUAGGACUGUUAAAAGAAUUGUGUAGACUAAUGGUCUGUAACAUAACAGAGGUAACGAGUUACACAACAAAUACAAAUCAAAGUCCUUUGUCUAACAGAUCAUCUGAGAAGGGAAGGGAAAGGAUGAGUAGGCUAGAGUUUAGGGACUUCAGGGUCAGUCAAUUAGGUCAGUUGAUCUGGUACAGAAUUUACUAGAUUUUGUUUUCUUUUUUCUUUGGUACUGUAUUUUCCUCCCUUUGUUUGUCUAUACUUGUACUGAUGGAACUUUGAAAAACUCUUAUGGAAUAAACAUGAUCCCUUUCCUCCUCUUA
Theobroma umbraticum is the source of this 1404-nucleotide messenger RNA. RefSeq names its product cyclin-dependent kinase inhibitor 5-like. NCBI's taxonomy places the organism in Eukaryota, Viridiplantae, Streptophyta, Magnoliopsida, Malvales, Malvaceae. Gene Ontology annotation, biological process: negative regulation of cyclin-dependent protein serine/threonine kinase activity. Gene Ontology annotation, molecular function: cyclin-dependent protein serine/threonine kinase inhibitor activity. The record is from RefSeq and is a predicted model, not a curated record. Gene Ontology annotation, cellular component: nucleus.